Messenger RNA from Arctia plantaginis, 2061 nucleotides. Lineage: Eukaryota; Metazoa; Arthropoda; Insecta; Lepidoptera; Erebidae. The record is from the annotation of a GenBank genome assembly.
CAUGCUGUUGUAUACUACGAAGAGGAUGGUGAUGAAGUAUACCAGUUCAAAGCUCAAGCAGACAUCGUGACAGUACCAGACUAUGAAAUUUUACAAGAGAACCUAGUGGAGAGCAAGCACCACCGCCUGGCGCGGUCGCUGCGCUCGGGCGUGGGGGGGCGCGACGCCAAGCCCACCGCCGCCGAGCGCGACCAGCUCGCCGCGCUCGUGGCCGCGCCGCCCGCGCGCCCGCUCACCGCCACCGACCAGGACCUCAUCUGGAAGUACCGAUAUUACUUAUCAUCACACAAGAGGGCGCUUACAAAGUUCUUAGAAUGCGUUAACUGGAACCGACCAAGUGAAGUGCGCCAAGCGCUGACCAUGGUGGAGCAGUGGGCGCCCAUGGACGUGGAGGACGCGCUCGAACUGCUCACCCCCAAGUUCACACACCCUGCUGUCAGAAAAUACGCAAUUUCACGGCUGAAGCAAGCUCCUGAUGAUGACCUACUGCUGUACCUGCUGCAGCUGGUCCAAGCCCUCAAGUACGAAGACUUCGCGGAAAUACAUGAAGAAUAUGCUCGGGUUUGUGGAAAGGAGGCUAUACCUCUCGAUCUGGAGAGCAAAGACAAUCGACCAAUACAGAGUGGACAUCGAGGCAGCCAGGCCAGUCUAAUGGCCACUACAGCGCCGUCGACAAGUGACAUGGCGUGUGCGUCCACGAGUCGGGACGAGCCGCCCGCGGACGACAACAGCACCAGCGCCGCCAAUAACAAUGCUGCUGCUGCCAACAACAAUGGUGAGGCUGUUACGGCGGAGGAGGCCGAGGAGCAGAUGUCGCUGGCGUCGUUCCUGAUCUCGCGCGCGUGCAACAACAGCGUGGUGGCCAACUACCUGUACUGGUACUUGCUCAUCGAGUGCGAGGACCAGGACGGGUGCCGCGACCUCGCGCCGCGACAUAUGUACCUCUCCGUCAUGAGGACUUUCUCCCACAAAUUGGCCAAAGGCAGCGCGGAGCAGCAGCGAGUCCGCGUGGCGCUGGCGCGGCAGCAGGUGUUCAUCGACAAGCUGGUGCGCCUCGUGCGGGCCGUGGCGCGCGAGAGCGGCUCGCGCGCGCGCAAGGCCGAGCGUCUGCGCGCACUGCUGGCCGACCCUGACGCCUUCAAGUACAGCUUCGCCGCCAUGGACCCGCUGCCCUUCCCGCUCGACCCCGCCGUCACCAUCAAGGGCGUCGUGCCCAACAAGGCGAGCCUCUUCAAGUCCGCGCUCAUGCCCUCCAAGCUCACCUUCCUCACCACCGAAGGUGUAGAAUACGAAGCCAUAUUCAAGCACGGCGACGACCUUCGCCAAGAUCAGCUGAUUCUACAAAUGAUCACACUCAUGGACAAACUGCUUCGAAGAGAGAACCUGGACCUGAAACUGACUCCGUACAAAGUGUUAGCGACCAGCUCCAAACACGGUUUCUUGCAGUUCAUAGAAUCAGUGACGGUGGCGGAAGCUUUAGCUACGGAGGGUAGCAUACAGAACUUCUUCAGGAAGCACAACCCUUGCGAAGGCGCACCUUAUGGGAUCAAACCGGAGACCAUGGACACGUACAUCAGGAGCUGUGCUGGAUACUGUGUUAUUACUUAUUUACUUGGCGUAGGUGACCGUCACCUCGACAACCUUCUCCUCACAAAGUCCGGCGCAUUGUUCCACAUAGACUUCGGAUAUAUACUCGGACGGGAUCCGAAGCCACUACCCCCUCCUAUGAAACUCAGCAAGGAAAUGGUUGAGGCGAUGGGAGGUGUUCAAUCAGAACAUUACCACGCGUUUCGGAAACAAUGCUACACAGCGUUUUUGCAUUUACGCAGACACGCGAACCUGAUGCUGAACUUAUUCUCUCUGAUGGUGGAUGCGUCAGUUCCCGAUAUCGCGUUGGAACCCGACAAGGCUGUGAAAAAAGUACAGGACAAGCUAAGAUUGGACCUGGGCGACGAGGAAGCUGUACACUACCUACAGAACCUACUGGACAUGUCGGUGACAGCCGUGAUGGCUGUGCUGGUAGAACAGUUCCACAAGUUCGCACAGUAUUGGCGGAAGUAA